Molecule: messenger RNA, 402 nt
Organism: Acaulospora colombiana
Lineage: Eukaryota; Fungi; Glomeromycota; Glomeromycetes; Diversisporales; Acaulosporaceae
Source: the annotation of a GenBank genome assembly
AUGUAUAGUGCCCUUGCUGUGAGUCCUGCUAGUGCGGUGUUAAAUUGGACACGGACCCAUUCUAAUCAAAAUAUCAGUUUAGAACGCUUCAAACGAGCGAGCGGCAGAUGGUCAAGAAGAGGACUGCCGGCAAUUGGAUCGGAAUGUCAUGGGUCGCUGACCAUCACCCCACCGGAUCCAGAGUUUGCGCUCUCUAACAAUCGUUCAAAGUCUACUCUUGGUGGUGCCAUGGAAUCACUAGACAUAUUAAUAAAUAGCGAUGAUAUUGCAUAUAGCAAGCACCCGUACUUGUACCUUCUAUUAACGCCUAUGGGCGAUAACAUUGUCGAAAGUACAGACGAUGCGGGCUUCUCCGAAGGGGUCUCGGAAUCCGUGCUUGGGGGUGGAGGUGAUGCAAGGGCA